Pyrgilauda ruficollis (rufous-necked snowfinch) is the source of this 625-nucleotide messenger RNA. RefSeq names its product complexin-3-like. NCBI's taxonomy places the organism in Eukaryota, Metazoa, Chordata, Aves, Passeriformes, Passeridae. Gene Ontology annotation, biological process: neurotransmitter transport; regulation of neurotransmitter secretion; synaptic vesicle exocytosis. The record is from RefSeq and is a predicted model, not a curated record. Gene Ontology annotation, molecular function: syntaxin binding. The transcript is spliced from 3 exons. Gene Ontology annotation, cellular component: terminal bouton; SNARE complex. The coding region runs from base 1 to 459 and encodes 152 amino acids.
AUGGCCUCCUUCUUCACGGCCGCCCUGAAGAGCUUCCAGGGGGGCAAGGACGAGUCCCCCAAGGGGGCCCCCAAAGAUGACAAGGCAGCUGCGCUGCCCAGCAGCAUGGCCCGCGAGGAGUUUGAGGAGUACCAGCGGCAGCUGCUGGAGGAGAAGAUCGAGCGGGACAAGGCGUUUGCACAGAGGAAGGCAGAACGGGCCACGGUGCGGAUGCACCUGCGGGACAAGUACCACCUGGCCCAGGACGAGCGGGACGAUGCCCAGGUGCACGUGGCCGGAGGGGCGGUGGAGCUGCCGCAGGACCUGGCAGCCAUGGUGCACAGCGAGGAGGAGGAGGAGGAUGGCAGCGCCGGGGCCUUCGCCUUCCUGGCGAAGCUGAGGCAGGUGGAGCUGCCGGCGCUGCGGGACCGCGCUCUGGGCGGCGUGGAUCAGGUUAGGGAGAAGUGCGCCCUGAUGUAGCACCGCUGCAGGGGACAUCGGCAGCCCCUGUCCCCGGGAGCCACGGGAUGCGGAGGCUCUGGGUGCCUUCACUUGGGGUGCGGGUCCCAAUACACGUUAGGCGUGGGUCUUCUUCCCCAAAACCAUUCCCAGUUGUUUUCCCCGGGUGUGCAAGGGUGCCGAAUGC